Molecule: messenger RNA, 821 nt
Organism: Morus notabilis
Lineage: Eukaryota; Viridiplantae; Streptophyta; Magnoliopsida; Rosales; Moraceae
Exons: 5
Coding region: 78-728 (216 amino acids)
Source: RefSeq, a predicted model, not a curated record
UUGAAGUAAAAAAUGAAACUAGAGCUGAGUUAACCGUUCAAGCAAACAAUUGCAAUAUCGUCAAGGAAAUAACGAAAAUGCACGGACAACAAAAUUCUCUCACAUCCAAUAACUGUGUUUUAAAAGGAAAAUCUCACACCAAUGUCCGUUUAAGGAAAGAUGCAGAAUCAAAAUUCAACUUCUCCAAUCUGCCUACAAAGGAAGCAAGCAUGGAGGAACCUUCAAAUAAGCGUUUACGUGAUGUCAGUCAAAUUUUGUCUAUUCUGCAAAAACCUAGGAAGGAAGAAAGCAUGGCUGCAGGUUAUACAGAUGACAAGGUGACCCCUACAAAGCGGCCUAAAGUUUCAAAUGCUGCAGUUCUCGAACUCCCUGAAGAUGAUCAACCACCAAAAUCAUUAGUCCCACAUGAUCAAUCAACUGAAAAUGUGGAUGCUAGGGAAUCAAGAGAAAAUAUAGACCUUGACAAACCAUCUGAUACUAUGUCUUCCAAAGAAAUAUCCAGUUGCAGUGGCAGCCAAGUAGCUAAGGACAUGGAUAAUGGAAACUUCGACCAGCAGCUUUAUUCAGAAAACACGGAGGUUGAUGCAUGGUGUGAUGGAGCAAACGCUUCCAAUAUGCCAAGUUCCGCCCCUUCUUGUGGUCAUGUUAGUGAUAAAAAGAAUCUUUCUCAGGAACUCACUUGUGUGAAGGAAAUGGACGAAUACCCAAGUUUUGAUCUUGGAUUUUAAAUAGUGACAGCAUUAUUAACAUAGAAGCCUUGUUACGGCUCAAUGAUGCAGUGGAACACAAUCAAAAUAUUGUCACAUGAAAGGUUAAUACCG